Messenger RNA from Ceraceosorus bombacis, 692 nucleotides. The record is from the annotation of a GenBank genome assembly. NCBI's taxonomy places the organism in Eukaryota, Fungi, Basidiomycota, Exobasidiomycetes, Ceraceosorales, Ceraceosoraceae.
AUGUUCCGGGCCACCUCUGCUCUGUUUUCGAAAGCUUCCAGGUUACCUUUGACCUCGAAGAAGGCUAACAAGGAUUUCUACAAGGGUGCGUAAUUGAGACCAGACCCGAGCUCGUGCGCGAGUGUAGAGAUAUGCACAGACUGCUACGUCAGGGGCUACCCUCUUGGUUGGUACGUCGCGAGCUGAUAUCAUGACUUCUCCAUGACGCAGGUACGGGAGCGCUGAAUGUCUUGCGAAGGAAGCGGAUAGCAUUGGCCGACCGCAAAGGUCAACAGCUGGAUAACAAGACGUGGACCUUGAUGACGCACAGAUUAGACGAGCUGCGCGUUCCAGCGUACAUUGUUCCACCUGGUCUGAACGAUCCAGACGUGAGUGGCUGAUCGCCUCAGAGCUCUAUGCACUUCGACGAGAGCCGCAGACCAUGCGCUGGAACUAGACAUUUCUCGCGUGCAGUGGACUUGCAUGCUUACGCAUUCCUUGGCUGUCAUUCAUAUCCUACACAGAACCUCAGACCUUAUGUGUACAGAGGUUCUGAAGAGGCCGGCGGUACACCUGUCAACCCAAAACCCGGCUAUCCUGAUGGCCCACGCAUGACAUCGACAGGGUUCGAUGCGGCGUACUACAGAAAAGUUUCGGGGGGCGUGUACCAAAGGAGGGCGGUCAAGGAUGGAGUGGCGAUUGAAGAAAAGUGA